UUAAUCACGACCUCUAAGUGCUCUAUCUUCUUAUCAGUUGAUUCUUUCAACUAACUAACAACAAUGAUAAGGGUGUUGUAUGCUGCGCUGCUACUGGUACCAGUAUCAGCAGAUUACGACUGUGUUUGCAACUAUAAUGUUGAAGAGGGAGUAUACGGAACAGCAGCUACAGGCCAACCCAUAGGCUACUUAUACGAAUUUGACUGUAAACCACAAGCAGGUCCAGACAGUGGAGACUUUUAUCAGGUCAUGUACGAAAAACAGGUAGCGUACAUCAAGAAGAAUCCGCAGGUGCAACUACAAACUUGUCCAGGCGAAAUUCCUGAUGAAGACAAAUUAACGACAGUAGCUGGUAUGACGACGAUGCCACCUACUACAGCUAAGGUGUUUACCUCAAAUCCUACAACCACACCCCAACCUACCACACCGCCUACCAACACGCCCACCACUACACCCACCACCACGCCCACUACCACUCGAACAACACAUACAACUACGCCUACUACUACUCUAACUGAUUCAACACCUUCACCGUCUACUACACCAGUAGCCACUAUACCACCAACGACAAAGCCAGGAAAGGUGCCGGAAGGCCAUGUAGAAAUAUGCCCAGAUUAUGUAAAAAAUACGGAUGUAAAUCGCUUUGACGGUUUUCUCGGGCAGUACGGCGAAUUUUGCUACGAGCUUGUUAAUCAAUCUACCCAGUAUGUAAACGCCGAAAGGCAUUGUGCUAUAGUUUCCUCUGGACAUCUGGUGCAUAUAUUGAAUCAAGAUGAACAGGACUUCCUUGUGAGGUUCCUCAACAAGCAUCAUUAUGUUGAUGCCGUCUGGACUGGACUGACCGACAGUGGUAAUGCCAAUGAGGGUACAUGGAGAUGGAGUUCAGGAGCACCAUAUAAAUACAACAAUUUUCAAGGAGAGUAUACCCAACACACUUCCAACACACACAAAUUAAAUGACUGUGUAGUUUUAAAACAAGGAGGAGAAUGGACAGACGUAGCUUGUGGAGUAGCAUUUAUUCUGGGCGCUGGCUUCGGAGAAAGUCAUCCUUAUAUAUGCCAGUACAAUGUUUCUUCAUCACUACCAUCAAUAGUACAAGCUUUUCCUGACGUUGUGGUUGGUUAGCCACGCCUAGAAACGGACAUAAGUCACACAAAUAUUGUGUUGCUUUAUAAUAAAGCUGAUUUUCAUGUGGAAACGUACAAAGUGUUUGAAUAACACCAUCUGUUACAUACCCUUUAUGAUGCAUUGUGAAAAUAAUAUACAUCAGAAAACAUAUAUGCUUCUAAUGCCAACCACUACUGUUCUUUAAAAAAACUUUCUGUAUAAUUCUUUCAUGUGAGAAAGUCCUCCAAUUUGCUAAUGAAGGUCGGUGGUUCUACCUACGUAGCUGCCUGUGAGGAGCGACACAAGCGUUCAUUUUUUUGCCUUUCAUAAGCUUGUCAUAAGAAUAAAACUGAAACUAA
Messenger RNA from Mercenaria mercenaria, 1466 nucleotides. RefSeq lists its product as uncharacterized. The record is from RefSeq and is a predicted model, not a curated record. NCBI's taxonomy places the organism in Eukaryota, Metazoa, Mollusca, Bivalvia, Venerida, Veneridae. Gene Ontology annotation, molecular function: signaling receptor activity. The coding region runs from base 64 to 1125 and encodes 353 amino acids. The transcript has 7 exons.